AUGACAACUGCAGAGACGUCUACCGAUCGCCAUGCGAGACGACGACCAUUUUCUCACUGGAUGAAGCGCCUCACAAACCUGAAGAGCUCUUCGUCUGAUAACAACCCCAAUAAUGCAUCGAGCAAGCGAAACGGACCAACUACACUCACCAAGAGUAAGAAGAAUAACAGCCCCUAUCUGUCUGGCCAUAUAGAUAGACGUUCCGCCGAACAGACGAACGGACAUCUCUCCUUCUCUGAGCCUGCAAACAGUAUACGACCAAGCCAUUUAUCCCAGUAUGAUGACCAAGCUCCGACAGCUGGAGAUAAAUCCGCUGCUCCCACGCUCUCUACGACCGGUGACACCACAACCUCUGAUACAGGCUAUUCCAAGGCUGGUACCUGUGCGACGGGGGGCAAUGGGUUUAAUCCCACCGGUGGCGGAGAGGGCAGCACCUUUUCAUCCCCAUCGCCUUCAGUACGUUCGCUGACUACAACACUCACAACCAUUCAAUCAGCUGCUCCCUCAACCCAGCUAAACGCAGCCCAUAAUUUGAACCACUAUUCGGCCGGCAUGGGCGGUGAAAAUAACGCUGGAUCUCACCAUGCCACCACCCAACAUCCCGGUGUCCAAUUUACGCACCAGUUUCCCACAUCGCCGAUUACGGCAGUUCCACCGCAUCUUACUGUUAAUCCAAACCCUACCACUUAUUCGAGCGCUACUGCGAACAAUCUAUUGACAGAUAAUGCAUCGGUUCUCACUCUGGCCUCGUCAUCCAAACGUCGGCGACGAAACUCGCUUGAUACGAACGCAUCGGUACUCGCCCUUGCACCGUCAUCUCUGUUCAGCGGAAGCCGUGAAAGCUUACCGCUCAGUGUGCUGAGCGGCCAUAUGGGUGGGGUGGCCGGAGCGGACCAAAGUAGCUCAUCUACGCAUAAUGUAGUAGGUGUUUUAGGUCGAGGAAGCGCCGCUAACAAUGAACGGGCCAGCGUUCAUUCAAUGUCAGGUAUUAUUGCUCCAGACCGGGGAAGCGUGAGGAGUGGUAUACAUUCACACCACGGACGAAAUGACAGUAUCACCGGAAGCAUUGGGAUGCAGGUAGGUGGUACUAUUUCCGGUGCGACCGGGCGAGUCAGCCGCCGUGGUUCUGGUUGGGGUGAAAUCGUUGACUCUGAGGACACGGGAGAUGAAACCCAGCGUGAAGAAUCCGUUACAGGUGAUAUCACCGAUGGCAAAGAAAAGAUGGGCGAGAAACCAGCAGAGAAAGAUAAGAAAGAAUGCUAG
This is a messenger RNA of Microsporum canis CBS 113480, 1263 nucleotides long. RefSeq lists its product as hypothetical. The transcript has 2 exons. Bases 1 to 1263 code for a protein of 420 amino acids. Lineage: Eukaryota; Fungi; Ascomycota; Eurotiomycetes; Onygenales; Arthrodermataceae. The record is from RefSeq and is a predicted model, not a curated record.